Molecule: messenger RNA, 2584 nt
Organism: Calypte anna (Anna's hummingbird)
Lineage: Eukaryota; Metazoa; Chordata; Aves; Apodiformes; Trochilidae
Gene: C26H1orf116
Product: chromosome 26 C1orf116 homolog
Exons: 4
Coding region: 337-1788 (483 amino acids)
Source: RefSeq, a predicted model, not a curated record
AAAAAGAGCUGCCCACAGCCUCCCGGGCACCGGGUGCUGCUGCCUGCGAGAGGAGCUGCUGGGGCAGGACUGCGAGAGAGAGAGAGAGAACAGCACGCAGGCACUCAGCUGCUUCAGGUCAGGACGUGAAGGUGUUUUAAGCCACCUCUGACCCCAGCCCGGAGCUGUGAGAACCUGCCUGGCAUAGGGGACAGGGAAGGGUCUGUGGCCCCGCUGCGGGUGAGGGGCUCGGGGCCCCCCAGAAGCACCCCCCAACCUGCCAAGCACCAGCGCAGCCUUAUCUCUGCCAGGGAGCCAGGCUCUUGCCCCCGUGCCAGCCGCCGUGGAGGCUGUGAGAUGCCCAGGAAGGAGCUGGGGCUGGGGCUGGCAGGCUGUGACACUGUGCUCAGCAUGGCCUCCAACCACUCACAGCGGAGUGAUAACACUUAUGAUUACUUAUCUGUAGAAGAGAAAGAAUGUUUGAUGUUCCUAGAAGAAACCAUUGGCUCCCUGGAUGCAGAAGCAGAAAGUGGGGGCUCUACUGAUGCCACUGACCACAGGGACCCCUCCAAGCUGCCCAGGACACAUCCCAAGAGAGACUCCAUCCCUCAGGAUAUGGAAAAUGGGGCUCGCCCCCCGAGCAGAGGUCAGCAGCGUGCAGCAGAGCAGAUGAGUGGUAAGAGCAUCUCCAGCUCCCCCAGCACAGCUCCAGCAGUGGCUCCAAGCCCAGGGUGCAGCACAUCAGUGGUACCAGAUGCAGAGAGAGCAAGCAGAGCUCCUGCCACCAAAGUGACUGUGAACAGAGCAGAGGACCCAGUGUCUGGAACUCAAUCUUCACAGGAGAUGGCCAAGGAGGACAGGUUUGACCAAGCCAACACGAGAAACCAGAUGAAGUCCAUGGAAUCUUUGAUUAUCCAGCCUCCAGAUCCUUUCCAGGAUGAGCCCGUGAGCCACGAGUGGUCACAGAGCAAUCGCUCAGAUGGCAAGGGGGAAACAGCCAAGGAGACCAAGACUUGGACUUCAGGGGCUCAGCCAGAGAAAUCCACGCUGGAAGAAGCUUCUCAGGACACAGAUGCCAAGCGUGGGCCUCCAACUGCCCCUAAGCCACGGAAAUUACCACCAAAUAUUAUCCUGAAAACCAGCAAAACCAGCCCAGUGCCACUUGCCACGGAGCCUGGCCAGAAGGUCAAGGCAGCAUCCCCACCCUCAGGUGGCUCUCAGCCCAGUGACACCACUGCUGAAAGGGCAAAUCUGGGGCACCUCGACCCCAAGGAAAGGGAAAAAGCCCAUCGGGAGGCACUGGUGAAGCUGGGACUGUCCGAGAAGAGGAAGGAGCCUGGAACCCACCUUCAACCUGCGCUGCCCUCCCAACAAAAGGCGAUGCCAUUCCCUGUUCCCAAGGAGCCCUCGGGGGAAGCUCUGCUCCCACCUACCCGACAGAUGAACUUCAAAUCCAACACCCUGGAGCGCUCCGGCGUGGGGCUGGGCAGCUGCAUGGCCAGCACCAAGGAGCAGAACGUCAAAUCCAGCAGCUCCCUGGGGAAAAUGUCCUUUAUGGAACGCCUGGCUCCCAGCUUCCUCCGGAGCAGCCGCCCCCGGCCCGCAUCCCUCGGGAUGGGGAAGGAUUUUGGGGAUUUGAAGGAGCCCGGGGAGGUGGAGCAGGAAAAGAGCAAUAAGAGGAGAUCCCACCCACUGCCCAGCAUCCCUCGGCCCCCCCGUCCCUCCGUCAGCGUCAAGAUUGUCCCCAAGGGCGCGACCGAGGAGAACCGGCGAGAGGCUCUGAAGAAGCUGGGGCUGCUGAAGGAAUAGCUCUGCAGGCUGGGGGGGCUGCUGGAAAGGGAUUUUUCACCCCAGAUCCAAGGGACUUCACUGCCUGGCCUCGGGCAGCAGAGCCACAAGGAUCUUCUGCUGCCACCUCCUGCCCCAGCAUCUUGGGGAGGUACCCAGAGCUCCAGCACCCAAAGAAGUGCCCCCCGUGUACAUAAUAUUUUGUAUAUAGCAGGUGUAUAGGAGCUAUUUAUAUACAGCAUCGCUCAGCUGGUGGGUGGGAUGUGUUCUCCUGCAGGGGCUUCACUGCAUUUAUGGAUUCAUUGCACGGGAAAACCAGGAAACUGGGGCUUUGGCUUAUUUGAAAAGGGGAUGGAGCCUCUCUGGGAAGAACUGCAGGACUGUGCUGUUCCUUAUGGAUUUUUGGGGGGUUAACUUCACUCCCCUGCCCUAUGCAACUGCUUCUAAAAAGCCACGACUGCCACGUACCAAGCUGCCAGACCAAGGGACACUGGGGCAGCUCCUGGGGACAGGGGCUGGGUGGCUGCACCAGGCUGCUCACACAUCCAGCCCCAGCAACCUGGAUUUAGCACUUAACCACUCAAGAUAAACAUCUCCAUUCAUCACAAAGCGACAAUUAAGAAGCGACAGAUCGUGUGCCAGGGGCAGAACCAGAAAUGCUGCCCCAAAAUGAGAGAGAAGCAAAGCUGAGACAGCUCCAUCUCCAUCCCCUUCAAACUCUCCUUGCACCUUUCAGCCCCAGCUGAUGCUGUCAGCAUUUAUGCUGUGCACCUCCCAUAACACAGGGGCUUUAUUUCUAUAAUAAACUUGUAUAUGA